Messenger RNA from Lathyrus oleraceus (garden pea), 1061 nucleotides. Its product is annotated as probable acetyltransferase TAP2. Lineage: Eukaryota; Viridiplantae; Streptophyta; Magnoliopsida; Fabales; Fabaceae. The transcript is spliced from 8 exons. The record is from RefSeq and is a predicted model, not a curated record. Gene Ontology annotation, molecular function: N-acetyltransferase activity. The coding region runs from base 59 to 883 and encodes 274 amino acids. Gene Ontology annotation, cellular component: cytoplasm.
CAACAUUGGUAGCCCAGUUUGGGAGACAAGGGUAAAAUGGGAAGAAACAGACAAAAUUAUGAGAGAUGAGAGAACAAGCACACAUUCAUUUCAUGCAUCAUCAUCACUCACAUAUCAUCCAAUCCAAUCCAAUAUUCCCAAAAUGCUCAAUGCUCUUUCUUCUUCGUUCUCAAUUGUUCCCUUUCAUGUCAAUUAUUCACUCUUUACUCAAACUCAGUUAUUAGUUCCCACUAAUCUUAAUUACCCUUUUCUUAAUACAGCUACCAGAAAGUUCAGGACUUUUCAGCUCAAGGCUGGAUUUUGGGAGUCAAUUAAAUCUGGGUUGACGAAGAAUAACACCGCCACGCAGGUUAUCGAUCCAGAGUUAACAGAUGAAGAAGACGAAGAACCUCUACCUCAAGAGUUUGUGCUUGUUGAAAAGACUGAACCGGAUGGAACAAUUGAACAGAUAAUGUUCUCUUCGGGUGGAGAUAUUGAUGUUUAUGAUCUUCAAGCCCUAUGUGACAAGGUAGGGUGGCCUCGUAGGCCGUUAUCAAAAUUAGCUGCUGCUUUGAAAAAUAGCUAUAUGGUGGCCUGUCUCUAUUCCAUAAGAAAGUCACCAGGGUCAGAGGGGAAUGAACAAAAGAUAUUAAUUGGCAUGGCUCGUGCUACGUCAGACCAUGCCUUCAAUGCCACAAUUUGGGAUGUCCUAGUUGAUCCCGGCUACCAGGGCCAAGGUCUUGGCAAAGCUCUCGUAGAGAAACUGAUUCGAGCACUUUUGCAAAGGGACAUCGGUAAUAUAACAUUGUUUGCAGAUAGUAAAGUUGUGGAAUUUUAUCGCAAUUUAGGUUUCGAAGCUGACCCAGAGGGCAUAAAAGGCAUGUUUUGGUACCCAACUAACUAAUUUAAAAGGAAGUUACCUUUAUGCUAUUGUUACAUAGUUUAACAUUGCUACCUGAAGUAUACAACAAUGCCAUGUUUGUAAUAUGAAAGUAUGAAGAUUGGAUAUCAAUCCUGUAAUUAUUCUGUAAGGAAGUGGUAGCAGGAUAUAAAAUAGCCAUCUUUGAUGAAUUGUUGUAUCA